This is a messenger RNA of Camellia sinensis, 612 nucleotides long. RefSeq lists its product as uncharacterized. The record is from RefSeq and is a predicted model, not a curated record. NCBI's taxonomy places the organism in Eukaryota, Viridiplantae, Streptophyta, Magnoliopsida, Ericales, Theaceae.
AUGGAAUUGGCGGAGACGAUUAGUAAGAUCCUACCCAAUGUCCAGUAUCUUCCAUUCUUUAAGUGGUCGUCCAAGAUGAUGGGGCCCCCUAAUACUAGAAGGAGGGAUAGACAGUGCGACUAUCACAAGGACCACGGCUACGACACUGACAGCUGUUAUGCACUGAAGGACCACCUGGAGGAGUUAGUGCAAGACGGUCGGUUGGCGCAAUAUAUCCGAAAGAACAAUCCACUGAACACAGUAGCUCUACGGCUAGAUUCACCUCCACUUAGUGUAAUUCACAUGAUAUACAGCCUAUCGUCGCCAGCCCAAAUACAUACAAUUCAAUUACAAUCUAGCCCGUCCAAGCCGAUCACACCUGCUAAAUGGUCCCCUGAAACUAGCAAGAUUAGCUUCGAUGACACUGACCUAGAUGGAGUAACUCUCCUCCACGCCGAUCCCCUUGUCAUCGAGCUACGCGUGAACAGAUUCACAAUCGAGCGUGUUCUCAUUGAUCAGGGAAGCACCUCAGAAAUAAUGUAUUACAAGAUAUUCAUUAAACUCAGCUUCACUGAUUCGGAUAUGUUACUGGCCUAUUUCCCACUGUUCAUCUUCAACGCCAACCCCGAAUAG